This is a messenger RNA of Drosophila ficusphila, 927 nucleotides long. Its product is annotated as trypsin-1. Gene Ontology annotation, molecular function: serine-type endopeptidase activity. The transcript is spliced from 2 exons. The coding region runs from base 1 to 834 and encodes 277 amino acids. Gene Ontology annotation, biological process: proteolysis. The record is from RefSeq and is a predicted model, not a curated record. Lineage: Eukaryota; Metazoa; Arthropoda; Insecta; Diptera; Drosophilidae.
AUGCUGGCCCUUCGCUUGUUUCUGUUGCUGCAGUGCAGCUUGCUGGUUUUCGCAGGAGUUUGUUUGAUACCUCAGCCUAUUAAAAGGCAGCGUUCGCUGAAGGAUAUACUCGAGAACCCCUGGAAAUCGUCCCCUCGCUUGGAUGGUCGUAUAGUUGGUGGACAUCGCAUUAACAUCACGGAUGCUCCACAUCAGGUUUCGCUUCAGACAUCUUCCCAUAUCUGCGGAGGAUCAUUGAUUUCGGAGGAGUGGAUAUUGACCGCCGCCCACUGCACUUAUGGCAAAACAGCGGAUCGAUUGAAAAUUCGUCUGGGCACCAGUGAAUUUGCUCGCAGUGGCGAACUGCUCCGCGUCCAGAAGAUCGUCCAGCACUCCCAGUUCAACUACACCAACGUGGACUACGACUUUUCCCUGCUCCAGCUGGCGCAUCCCAUCAAGUUCGACGAGACGAAGAAGGCCAUCAAGCUGCCCGAGUCGCAGAUGAAGUUCAUGGACGGGGAGACCUGCUUCGUGAGUGGCUGGGGCAACACCCAGAACCUGCUGGAGUCCAGGGAGUGGCUGCGCCAGGUGGAGGUGCCGCUGGUCAACCAGGAGCUGUGCAGCGAGAAGUACAAGCAGUACGGCGGCGUCACCGAGCGGAUGAUCUGCGCCGGCUUUCUGGAGGGCGGCAAGGACGCCUGCCAAGGGGACUCUGGCGGUCCGAUGGUCAGCGAAUCCGGGGAGCUGGUGGGCGUGGUCAGCUGGGGCUACGGCUGCGCCAAGCCAGAAUAUCCGGGUGUCUACUCCCGAGUGAGCUUCGCUCGGGAUUGGAUCAAGGAGCAUAGUGGUGUUUGAAUAAGUGAAUCCAACGAAUAGAACUUUUGUUGAGUGGCUUGCAGUUAAUUAUAAAAUAAAGAACGAACCUUUUUCUUCGACCUUCCAUUAAGA